AUGCUGCUAUUAUACCUCUGUUUCUGGAUUGCAGCAAUAGCGCUGGCUGGGGACGCGGCAGGGCGCGGAAUCGCGCCGCCAAACGAGUGCCCGCCGUUCCGAAACGGGUCGAUCGUGAUAGAAUCGUACCAACUAUACCCCGAGAAUGCCGACUUUGAUCUAAACGAGUGCCUCCUGUAUUUCGGCUCACUUUUCAACGCCUCGGUGGUCGUGUACGACCCGUACAAGGCCGAGACGGUGCUCACUCUCGAGUUCGGGGGCAUCACGCGCACGAGGCCCUUCCACGUCGGCGGCGUCGCGUGGGAUCCGUACACGAAUCUGAUCUCGAUCCUCGUGGAUUCCGCGACCCCCCACGAGACCCCCGAUCACCAGAUCGCGGGUGACGACUACCUUAUCCGCUACGACCCGGCGAAGCGGGAGAUCGUGUGGUCUCUCAACAUCACGGAGGUGACCCGGGGUGAGUAUGGCGGGCAACAGGACGUGGAGCACGAUGCCCGCGGCCACGUCUACGUCCUGGGGAGCUAUCCCGGUACGAUCCUGCGCGUCGAGCCCGACGGCAAGAGCAUCAAGCCGUGGUAUCUACCCCCCGAGAUCGACCAUACGGUGUACGGGCUUACCGGGUUUGCCGCGGCCGGGGACAUCCUCCUUGCCAGCGACAUCAAGAACAAUAGCGCUAGUGGCGGCUCGAUCUACCGGUUCGACCUGGCGGCGGAAGAGGGUGUGCCCGUAGUCGUCCCCAGGACGCCGGAGGACCCGAUCCUGUCGUUCGACGCCAUCUACCUACCGCCCAAGUAUGGCGGGACAGUCCUGCUGAUCUCGGAGCACGAACGGGGGGUGUCGGUGCUCCGAUCCGCAGACGGCAGAUGGGAGGCAGCCGAGUAUCUCGGGUUGAUCCCGAAUGACCUGUCUUUGGUAGACGAUGGCGGCGCUAAUACUGCUACCGUCGAGAUCGCCGGGAGCAUAUACACGGUGAAUGAGUGGUUCUCGGACCCGAUCGUCCCGGGGACGUCCGCGGGGAGCAGGACCAAGUUCCCGCUCGUGGAUAUCUCGGCGCGUGUUGAGGAGCUGUUGGUAGCUGCUAAAUAG
Messenger RNA from Durotheca rogersii, 1086 nucleotides. RefSeq lists its product as uncharacterized. The record is from RefSeq and is a predicted model, not a curated record. NCBI's taxonomy places the organism in Eukaryota, Fungi, Ascomycota, Sordariomycetes, Xylariales, Xylariaceae. The transcript has 2 exons. Bases 1 to 1086 code for a protein of 361 amino acids.